AGCGACCCGGCGGCUCAGAGCGUUGCGCCCGCGGGAGCCGGUGCCGCGGCCCAUGUCCCUGCGCUCCUCGCCGCUGCGGACCCCCAGGAUGAAGAAGGAGGAGACCUUCCUGGGCAAGCUGGGCGGCACGCUGCGGAGGAAGAAGGCCCGCGAGGUGAGCGACCUGCAGGAAGAAGGCAAGAAUGCCAUCAACUCGCCCCUGGCGCCUUCCUUGGCGGACCUGCACCCUGAGGACACCCUGCUAGAGGAGAAUGAGGAGCGCACGAUGAUCGACCCCACCUCCAAGGAUGACCCCAAGUUCAAGGAGUUGGUCAAGGUUCUCAUCGACUGGAUCAACGAGGUGCUGGUGGAGGACAGGAUCAUCGUGAAGCAGCUGGAGGAGGACCUGUUUGAUGGGCAGGUGCUGCAGAAGCUGCUGGAGACGCUGGCGGGCUGCAAGCUGAACGUGGCCGAGGUCACGCAGUCGGAGAUCGGGCAGAAGCAGAAGCUGCAGACGGUGCUGGAGGCCGUGCAGGAGCUGCUGCGGCCCCACGGCUGGGCGCUGCCCUGGACGGUGGACGCCAUCCACGGGAAGAACCUGGUGGCCAUCCUGCACCUGCUGGUGUCGCUGGCCAUGCACUUCCGGGCGCCGAUCCGCCUGCCCGAGCACGUCUCCGUGCAGGUGGUGGUCGUGCGGAAGCGGGAAGGCCUGCUGCACUCCAGCCACGUCAUCGAGGAGCUGACCACGACCACCGAGCAGAUGAUGGGCCGGUUUGAGCGCGAUGCCUUCGACACGCUGUUCGACCACGCCCCGGACAAGCUGAGCCUGGUGAAGAAGUCUCUCAUCACCUUCGUGAACAAGCACCUGAACAAGCUGAACCUGGAGGUGACGGAGCUGGAGACCCAGUUCGCAGACGGCGUGUACCUGGUGCUGCUCAUGGGCCUGCUGGAGGACUACUUCGUGCCCCUGCACCACUUCUACCUGACGCCAGACAGCUUCGACCAGAAGGUCCACAACGUGUCCUUCGCCUUCGAGCUCAUGCUGGACGGGGGCCUCCAGAAGCCCAAGGCCCGGCCGGAAGACGUGGUGAGCCUGGACCUCAAGUCCACCCUGCGGGUCCUCUACAACCUGUUCAACAAGUACAAGAACGCCGAGUGACCCGCGGCCGCCCCUGCUCCCACCGCCCGUCUCUCCCUGCCCCCACCCCGCUCCUGCCCGUGUCCGGAGCCGCAGGGCUGAGGGGCUCCCGGCUGCGGCCUGGACCAGGCGAUGGAAAGGAAGGCGCCGGAACCCAGGCCUCAGCCGCGGGAGGCCCCGCUCCGUCUGCCGCACCGCCAGGGUCCCGGGCGUCGUCCGAGAGGCGUAGCUCGCCCUCCUGGCGGGACCUCCGGCGCUCCCCUCGGAACGGGCCUGAGUGAAGAGCGAUCUGCGGUUUUAAAAACUCCGUCCGGCCCAGCAGCCGCGGCUGCGGCAGGAAUGGCCCUGCGUCCCUGCUCCUGGCCCUCGUGUGUGUGCGCCUUGUUUUCACUAACGUCUAAGGCCCCGCCGCCCCCCCCGCCGCCCAGGGAGGGUCCCGCAGGGGGGCCUGUGUCUGUGCGGGGGGGUGGGUUCCUUCGGAGCCGCCCUCCGUGGCCUGCAGACCCCGUCCUCCCUCGUCCUCCCCUGUCCCCCCGGGGUCCCGCUGUGUGUGUGCCCUGGCCUCUUCGUACAAGGACCCCAGUCCCGCUGGGCUGCACCGGCCCCGGGACCCGAUCACCGCAUCCCUCCGGCUGUGCUUUCUGAGGCCCCGGGCAGGGCUCCGCUCGGGGUUCUGGGCCCGCAGCCCCUGCAGGAGGGAGCGACGUGUUCCUCUCGAUCCCGGAGUCUGGCACCUGCCCUGGGCCCGGCAGGACAGGGCUCCCUCACCCCCUGCUGCUCACCCCGUGCCCCCGCGGCGCCUGCCGGGUCAGCCCCUGACCUCGUCCCCAGCGCCCCAGCUGGGGCUUAGGAUGGGGUGCGAAC
Molecule: messenger RNA, 1981 nt
Organism: Pipistrellus kuhlii (Kuhl's pipistrelle)
Lineage: Eukaryota; Metazoa; Chordata; Mammalia; Chiroptera; Vespertilionidae
Gene: PARVB
Product: parvin beta
Exons: 13
Coding region: 53-1138 (361 amino acids)
Biological process (GO): actin cytoskeleton organization; establishment or maintenance of cell polarity; lamellipodium assembly
Cellular component (GO): focal adhesion; actin cytoskeleton; lamellipodium
Molecular function (GO): actin binding
Source: RefSeq, a predicted model, not a curated record